Messenger RNA from Cygnus atratus (black swan), 924 nucleotides. Its product is annotated as mitochondrial uncoupling protein 3-like. Gene Ontology annotation, biological process: mitochondrial transport; response to cold; mitochondrial transmembrane transport. Gene Ontology annotation, cellular component: mitochondrial membrane. The transcript has 6 exons. The record is from RefSeq and is a predicted model, not a curated record. Lineage: Eukaryota; Metazoa; Chordata; Aves; Anseriformes; Anatidae. Gene Ontology annotation, molecular function: oxidative phosphorylation uncoupler activity. Bases 1 to 924 code for a protein of 307 amino acids.
AUGGUGGGCCUGAAGCCCCCCGAGGUGCCCCCGCCGGCAGCCGUGAAGUUCCUCAGCGCCGGGACGGCCGCCUGCAUCGCCGACGUCUGCACCUUCCCCCUGGACACCGCCAAAGUGCGGCUGCAGAUCCAGGGCGAGGUGCGGAUCCCCCGGAGCCCCAGCACGGUGGAGUACCGGGGCGUUUUGGGCACGCUGAGCACCAUGGUGCGCACCGAGGGGCCCCGCAGCCUCUACAGCGGGCUGGCGGCGGGGCUGCAGCGCCAGAUGAGCUUCGCCUCCAUCCGCAUCGGGCUGUACGACUCGGUGAAGCAGCUCUACACCCCGAAGGGGGCUGAGAGCACGGGGCUGGCGGCGCGGCUGCUGGCGGGCUGCACCACGGGGGCCGUGGCGGUGACGUGCGCCCAACCCACCGACGUGGUCAAGGUGCGCUUCCAGGCCCACGGGGCGCUGCCGGACAGCGCCCGGCGCUACAGCGGCACCGUGGACGCGUACCGCACCAUCGCCAGGGAGGAGGGCGUCCGCGGGCUGUGGAGAGGGACGCUGCCCAACAUCGCCCGCAACGCCAUCGUUAACUGCGGGGAGCUCGUCACCUACGACCUCAUCAAGGACGCGCUGCUGCGGGCGCAGCUGAUGACAGACAACGUCCCCUGCCACUUCGUGGCCGCCUUCGGGGCCGGUUUCUGCGCCACGGUGGUGGCGUCGCCGGUGGACGUGGUGAAGACGCGGUACAUGAACGCCGGCCCCGGGCAGUACAGGAACGUGCUCAGCUGCCUCCUGGCCCUCCUGAUGCAGGACGGCCUCGCCGGCCUCUACAAGGGCUUCGUCCCCUCCUUCCUGCGGCUCGGCUCCUGGAACGUGGUGAUGUUCAUCUCCUACGAGCAGCUACAACGUGCUGCGGUGCUGGCCCGGCCGGCUCCCCCCUGA